ACGUCAUUCGUCAGGUCUAUCAUCCUGUCGUCUAUAUAAGCAUCGAGGACCCCACGACCUUGAUGGCCGACCCCGUCUUCUGGGACAGUCACUUAUGCAGGUGUAAAGUACAUCCAUAUUAAUCAAUCCUACCCCAUUCUUUCCCAGGCCUCCUACCGAGUCUUCCAACUUAGCCUAAGCCCAGUAUGCCAACUGCUGUCGUGACGGGAGCUAACUCGGGCAUCGGCUUUGCCUUCGCCCAGCUCCUUAUUCGAAAGGGCUACUCUGUCACUGCCGUCGACGUGAAUGUCGGUGAUAACAUCAAGUCGCUGGGAUGCGCAACCGCACAAGUGGAUGUAUCAUCUCCCGACUCAAUCGCCGCGUUUAAAAGCAACUACGGUUUCGGGUCUCUCGAUUUACUGCUGAAUAUCGCCGGAGUCUCGGUGCCCCAUGAUAAGGACGCGUUGUCGGCUGUUUCACACGACACGCUAACGAAGGUAUUUGGCGUGAAUACCUUCGGUCCGCUACUCCUCACCCAGGCUCUUCUCCCGAAUCUGCUCCUUUCGAAGACCCCGAAGCUAGGUGUCAUGUCCAGCCGCAUGGGGAGCAUCGCGGAUAACUCCUCCGGCGGCUCGUACUCGUACCGCGCUAGCAAAGCCGCCGUGAAUGCUAUCUUCAAGAGCCUGGCGGUUGAUCUGAGGGGUAAGGGGGUUACGGUCGUGAUCAUGCAUCCCGGGAUCACGAGGACGGGGAUGACGGCUGGGAUGGACGGGAUCGAGAGCGCGGCGGGGCCGGAGGAGGUGGCGGAGAAGUUGCACGGGGUACUGGAGAACAAGGGGCUGGAGGAGACGGGGAGGUUUUGGCAUAGGGAUGAUUAUGAGUUGGAGUGGUAGGUUAUAGGUAAACUGCGGGGAAUAAAUUGCAAUUUUGGGAGAUUAGUAGGCAUAGUUAAGGGGGGAUUUCUUUUUUCAUUACUUAGUGGAAGCCUCUGAUGGCGACCUGUCAACGAAACUACCUGGAUAUUUCUGAGUAUUCGAAUAGGGCAAAACAAAUCUGUCCCAA
Annulohypoxylon truncatum is the source of this 1041-nucleotide messenger RNA. RefSeq names its product NAD(P)-binding protein. Gene Ontology annotation, molecular function: oxidoreductase activity, acting on the CH-OH group of donors, NAD or NADP as acceptor. NCBI's taxonomy places the organism in Eukaryota, Fungi, Ascomycota, Sordariomycetes, Xylariales, Hypoxylaceae. The record is from RefSeq and is a predicted model, not a curated record. The coding region runs from base 186 to 872 and encodes 228 amino acids. The transcript has 2 exons.